Perkinsus marinus ATCC 50983 is the source of this 288-nucleotide messenger RNA. RefSeq lists its product as hypothetical. The transcript has 4 exons. NCBI's taxonomy places the organism in Eukaryota, Perkinsozoa, Perkinsida, Perkinsidae. The coding region runs from base 1 to 288 and encodes 95 amino acids. The record is from RefSeq and is a predicted model, not a curated record.
AUGAUGAAAUUUCAGCAAAACCUCGUUGGUUUCCGUACACUUCUUGAGGAGACUCCUGAGCUCAGCGGAGGAAAGCAUCUUGGUGUUUUCCCUCAGGAGCCCAUUCAGAACGAGUCCCGUCAUGAGCAGACACCAUCCCUGUACAACUCAUUGAAGGUCGGCGAGGUUAAAAAAAGCAUUGGAUCUGAAUUUCCGAAAUUUCUCAAGGAAACUCGAGUCCCACCUUUCUUUGAGAUGCACGCUACGCCUGAUAUGAGCGAACCAACAUACACUGUGAGUGACAACUGA